This is a messenger RNA of Nomia melanderi (Alkali bee), 5539 nucleotides long. The record is from RefSeq and is a predicted model, not a curated record. Lineage: Eukaryota; Metazoa; Arthropoda; Insecta; Hymenoptera; Halictidae.
GGUCUGCGUCACGGAGUCUCGCAUUGGAGAUGGGAAUGCCGUUCUCCACAGCGCUUCUAGAGAGGCAAACGUGGGGUUGACAACUAUUGUUUUCAACGUUGCACCGUGCUCGUAUCCAGCAAGCAUCGCUCUAACAUUCGUACUCCGAGUUUCGGGCGUAGACCGGUUUCGUUUGGCUAUCGCUAACUUUUUAACUGUGGCGGAAAUAAUGACGUCAUGAAUGAAGUGUCGAUGACAAACGGAUGAUACAUCGAAAUGAUACGGGAUUGUGUACACACUAAAGUGUUCGCCUUUCGAUGUGACUGAUCUUGUAAAAACGCAUUCUAGAAAUAGCCGUGUCUGGAUUUUAUUCGCAAAUCUAUAGGUUCGAAGCUUUAAUCUUAUGAAGAAUUGACUUGUAUAAAACAGUAAAGAUGUCAGAUCAUUUUGGUCCAAUCACUUUAAAAUGGGAUCCGAAGAACUUGGAAAUUCGUACCAUGUCGGUAGAGAAGACAUUAGAGCCUUUAGUUUUACAAGUAACUACGCUUGUGAAUACAAAGGGUCCUAGCAAGAAGAAAAAAGGAAAGUCAAAGAGGGCUAGUGCGUUGGUAGGGACCGUAGAAAAAGCGACUAGUAAUUUUAUCGAGAAAGGUGAACAAAUCGCUUAUGAAAAUCCUGACAUUACUGCCGAAAUGUUAAGCGCCGUUGAAGAAGUGAAGAAGACAGGUGCAGCAAUGAGUAUUGCUGCUAGGGAGUUUUCAGAAGAUCCUUGCUCCUCUUUAAAAAGAGGCAAUAUGGUCCGUGCUGCAAGAAAUUUGUUGUCUGCUGUAACUCGUUUACUUAUUUUAGCAGAUAUGGUUGAUGUGCAUUUAUUAUUGAAAUCCUUGCAUGUGGUGGAGGAUGAUUUACAGAAAUUGAAAAAUGCAUCCUCACAAGGAGAACUAUUGGAAAACAUUAAACAGUUUGGAAGAAAUGCAUCUGAACUGAUGAAUCAAGCUGCAAAGCGUCAACAAGAAUUAAAAGAUCCUCAGUUAAGAGAUGACUUAGCUGCAGCCAGAGCUGUACUCAAAAAGCAUUCCACUAUGCUUCUUACUGCCUCUAAAGUUUAUGUUCGACACCCAGAGUUAGCUGCAGCAAAAGCAAAUCGUGAUUAUGUUUUGAAACAAGUAUGCGAAGCUGUGAACACUAUCAAUGAUGUUGCACAAGGAAAAACUCCUGUUGAUAGUCAACAUCCUUAUGAAGGACCUGGUGAACUGGCUGCUGCAUUAGAUGAUUUUGAUGAGAGAAUGGUAAUGUCUCCACUUGCUUACAAUGAAGUACGUACAAGACCCAGCCUGGAAGAAAGAUUAGAAAGCAUCAUCAGUGGUGCAGCACUGAUGGCAGAUUCUUCGUGUACUAGAGAUGAGCGUAGAGAACGCAUUGUUGCAGAAUGUAAUGCAGUGAGGCAAGCUCUUCAAGAUUUGCUCAGUGAAUAUAUGAAUAAUUUACAGCUCGCUCGGGGUGGGAAACGGAUGGGCGUCAAAGAGCAGUCCGAAGGCUUGGAGAGGGCGAUCGAUCACAUGUGCAGAAAAACAAGGGAUCUUCGUAGGCAAUUAAGAAAAGCUGUGGUCGACCACGUGUCCGAUAGCUUCUUGGAAACAAGCGUGCCCUUACUGGUUCUGAUCGAGGCUGCAAGAAACGGUCGCGACAAAGAGGUUGAAGAGUAUGCUCUUGUCUUUACAGAACACGCGAACAAGUUAGUCGAGGUUGCCAAUUUAGUAUGCAGUAUGUCAGGAAACGAGGACGGUGUGAAAAUGGUACGUUACGCUGCAGCUCAAAUCGGAAACUUAUGUCCACAAGUGAUCAACGCAGCUCGAGUGUUGGCAGCUCGUAACCGCUCCAAAGUAGCUCUGGACAACAUGGAGGUGUUCCGUCAGGCAUGGGAGAAUCAAGUGAGAGUGCUGACAGAAGCAGUCGACGACAUUACUACCAUCGACGAUUUCCUGGCGGUGUCUGAGAAUCACAUCUUGGAGGACGUGAACAAAUGUGUCCUGGCAUUGCAAGAAGGCGACGCAGACACCCUGGACAGAACCGCGGGCGCGAUUCGUGGCCGGUCGGCCAGAGUGUGCAACGUUGUCCAAGCCGAGAUGGACAAUUACGAGCCUUGUAUCUAUACCAAACGGGUUUUAGAAGCCGUGAAAGUUCUGAGGGAACAAGUAAUGCCGAAAUUUGCGCAAAGAGUAGAAGUCGCGGUAGAUGCUUUGGGUAGUAAUCCUGCUAAAGACGUGGAUGAGAAUGACUUUAUAGACGCUUCAAGAUUAGUUUACGACGGAGUCCGUGAGAUUAGACGCGCUGUACUGAUGAAUAGAGCGGACGAGGACUUGGAUCCUGAAGACGUCGAGCUGGAUGAACAUUACACACUGGAGACUCGCAGCAAAUCAAGCGCUCAAACUGGCGAGCACGGCGUCGACGAGUAUCCAGAGAUCAGUGGUAUAACGACCGCCCGCGAAGCUAUGCGCAAGAUGCCAGAGGAGGAUAAGCAGAAGAUCCUGCAACAGGUGGAAUACUUUAAGAGUGAGAAACUGAAGUUCGACAAGGAGGUAGCCAAAUGGGACGACGCUGGGAACGACAUUAUUGUGCUGGCAAAGCACAUGUGUAUGAUCAUGAUGGAAAUGACAGAUUUCACCAGAGGCCGUGGACCACUGAAAACCACUAUGGACGUGAUCAAUGCAGCGAAAAAGAUUUCCGAGGCUGGGACGAAAUUAGACAAAUUAACUAGGCAAAUUGCAGAUCAGUGUCCAGAAAGUUCUACCAAGAAAGAUCUUCUGGCGUAUUUACAGCGUAUAGCAUUGUACUGUCACCAAAUGAAUAUAACUAGUAAAGUGAAAGCAGAUGUACAAAACAUUAGUGGGGAAUUGAUCGUAUCCGGACUGGAUAGUGCGACUUCUCUUAUUCAGGCAGCCAAGAACUUAAUGAACGCGGUGGUUCUUACCGUUAAAGCGUCGUACGUCGCGUCGACGAAAUAUCCUCGACAAUCUACAGUAACUUAUUCUCCAAUUGUUGUAUGGAAAAUGAAAGCUCCAGAAAAGAAGCCAUUGGUACGACCUGAGAGACCAGAAGAAGUUAGAGCCAAAGUACGUAAGGGUUCACAGAAGAAAGUGCAGAAUCCGAUACAUGCACUUUCAGAAUUUCAAAGCCCUACAGAGAGCGUUUGAACUCUCGAGUGUAAGUAAUUUAAUAAAAAUUAAACUUAGACACAGCAUCACCUUUGGAGAGCCAUUUGAGCAAGAUGUUUUAUUUUCUACCGGAUACAAUGUUCACAGAGUUGAUCUGCAUUUAUUAUCGAUUUCUUAUGUAUCGUGAGAUGUAGACACUCUUUCUGCAAAUCGAUAUCGUAGAAAGUUAACAGACAAAAUUAAGUGUUGCUAACAUAUUUUAAAUAUCCAUCAGUGUACAAUCAUAUUAUAGUGUACUAAUAGUUAUAACACUUGCUAGCGAAGAAGUAAUUGAAAAAGAAUUUAAACGUUAAGAUUUAAAGAUUGAUUUUAUGUUUGAAAUUGUGAUGAAAACGGGAAAUAUUUGCAACAAAAUUAUGAUGAUGGGAAACAUUUGAAAAUAAAAUAUCUUGCAUAAAGUAAGUGUUAAUAUUCUUUGUAAUUAUCGAUUGAUAAAUAUUUGAGAAACAAAAGAACACAAUACGAUGAUCAUGUCAAUUCUCAAAUGGAACUUAAUUAGAUCUCAAAGAUUCAUCUUUUUUUUGUAGAAUAUAUAUAUAUACAUAAAAUUUAGAUUUGAAUUAUAUACAAAUUAAUAAGUGUCAACUAUAUUUCAUAGGGUAUAAGAACGUUUUAUGAUUUGAUAAUACAUUGUUUGAUAACUCAUACUGAUUAUAAUGUUUUAAUCACUAUGAAGUACGUACGGAUAUUUAAGUAAAUCAUACUUUACUUGAAUGAAAGAAAUUUACAAUUUUUUAUUACUCGUAAAUACUAAUAAUUGAAUAUAUAUUUUCUUGCAAGAAAGAACUUCAUGCAAAAAAUGUGACUCUAAUAUAUUAAUUAAUAAUCGACAAUAGCAAUUAAGUAUUGAAAGGAUGCCAAUUUUUUCAUUAUUAUGUGUACAAUUGAUAUACAAAUAUAAAUUUUUUAAUUAUAUACAUAAAUUUUUAUUGAAAUUUUACUAAAUAAUAUCGAACGAUGAGUGGUGUGUGUAUAUUUACGUAUACGCGCACAACAGCUUAUCCAAAGGCCUCAUAUUUUUUAUGUUGCAAUGUUAUACAAGGAUUUAUAUCUACACUAACUGAGAUACUUCAAACAAAUUCGAUUUCUUUCAAGUUGUCUUUUUCGACUAUUCGACCAUUAGUACACUUUCCUAUACAUAUCCAAGAAAGAGACGUUUCUUAGUGACAGAAUGGGAUACCUUUUGGAGUAUUUAAAUAUUUGAUAACUUUUGAUGACAAAAGUUGCUGCUUCAAGUAAUUUUAAAACUAAUCAUAGGUCUUAAAACAUUUGCUAAUACGUUACACUACCGUCAGUUUCUUAUCGAAAUAUAUUCUUUGACAAUAAUAUAUCGCUGCAUACUCUGUUAUGCUUUUAUAUAAACUCAACUAAGGUACAGAUCUUAACAUCUUCCAGACUAUUACUACAGUAAAGAUUCCUACUGAUUAAUAUACAACUGUAAUUGGAUCUAUUUAUAUUAAAGUAUGUUACUUCUUUUAAUAUGUUCUGAACUAUACAGGUUUGGCUAUUAGAAAUAUAGUUUAUUCAUAAUUCUUCUGAUUCGUGAAACACUGUGGAUUUUAUAUUAGAAAAUUCUGAUAAAGUGCUGCUUUGAUUUUGUGGAAGGAAUAAUUUUUUCAGUUGAAAAUAGUAGUUUCUAUUAACAAGACUUACAGAAAAGCAAUAAGAAGUAAAACAGUAUUGCAAUAAAGAGACUGCAGGAUGAAGUAUUUAACAAUUGUAUAUAAGUAAAUAUGAGUACACAUUUUUAAAGAAAUCUUGUUUAUGAUGAUUUUGUAACACACAUAGCCAAUAAGAAUUAAUUGUAAAAAAACUGAUACCAAUUCCAUACUGAUAACUAUGAUUUUCAGUCGUGCAUAACAAUUAACUUACUAACAAUUUUCUUUCACGUUGAAUAUAUUUAUUUUCUUAGGAUCCUCAUCAGUCGAAAUUUAUUGCACCGACGAAUUUUGUAGCAAAAGUUGCAUGCCUAUGAAAAUAUAUACAUGUGUGUUAUACAUGCAACAAGUAUGUAAUGGUAACAUAUAAAUUGCACUCUACAUUAUGGCAUUUAUCAUUUGAUUUACAUUAAUGUAAUUGUUGUAGUAGGUGUUGCCCAUUGAAGUACAUUAAAAAACGUUUGCAGAAAGUGUGGGAUACAGAGAAUUGUGGAUUUUGUAGGUUUCAACACGAGAUAUGUAUUGGUAUCAAUUUUUUACUUUUGUAAGAGAAAUACUAAUUUAUAUAGAUAUAAUUAUAAGAUUAAAUUGUAGUUACUGAUAUGCUGCCAAAUAUAAGGUGAUGCUUUUAACAAAUAUUUUCUUCCUGUCAUUAUUAUUAGGUUCAUAUAUGCAUAUAAAUUUUAA